Messenger RNA from Lathyrus sativus (Indian pea), 864 nucleotides. Lineage: Eukaryota; Viridiplantae; Streptophyta; Magnoliopsida; Fabales; Fabaceae. The record is from the annotation of a GenBank genome assembly.
AUGGCUCCAAAAUUGUGGGAUGUUCUAUCUGAAACAAAACGCACAAUAGAUACUCAGCCUCGUCAUUACUUCAAUCUCUCCCUAAUCUUCAUCUUACCCCCCUUUUUCGUCUCCUUUCUCGUCAGCUUCCUUGUCAAACACUUCCAACAACAACCACAACCACAACCAGAAUCCACCUACCCCGCCUUACUCUUCACCCUAGUUUCUAUCUUCUUCCUCCUUAUCUCUGCCAUCUUCACCUUCUGUGCCUUUAUCUCCAUCACUUACAGCGUCUACCACUCUUAUUUUAAUCAACCCAUCAAACUCAAAGAAGCCAUCAAAUCCAUCUCCACUUCCUUCUUCCCGUUACUCGCCACAGACAUCAUCGUUUUCACCAUCUUAUUCUUCGGAUCUUUUCUACUUGCACUUGUCAUUGGAGUUGUAACGUUUCUCAUCACUUAUCUAGGCGGUGUUGACCUCCAAGCUCACUCUUACUUGGUUGUGGUUUUAUCAGUGCUUGUUGUUCUCCCUCUUGUGAUGUAUUUGAUAAUUAACUUGAGCUUGGUGAAAGUUAUUGUGGUGGUGGAAUCAGUUUGGGGUUUUGAACCAUUGAGAAGAAGUUGGAAAUUGGUGAAAGGAAUGAAGAGGUUGAUUAUGUCAAUCUCUUGCUUGUUUGGGUCAUUACAGUUGAUGUUGGUGUGGAUAAGUGGUUAUAGCUGGGUACUGGUUUUAGUGAUUUAUCCAAUACUUGCUAUGCUUUCGCUUUACAGUAUUGCGGCUCUUACGGUGUUGUACAUUUACUGCAAGGAGAAACAUGAGAAGCUAGCAUAUGAAGAAUUUGGGAAGGAAAAGGACGAGGCUAGAUUGUCUCUAAUUCCAUCAUAG